Molecule: messenger RNA, 2145 nt
Organism: Papaver somniferum (opium poppy)
Lineage: Eukaryota; Viridiplantae; Streptophyta; Magnoliopsida; Ranunculales; Papaveraceae
Product: ribulose-1,5 bisphosphate carboxylase/oxygenase large subunit N-methyltransferase, chloroplastic-like
Exons: 14
Coding region: 144-1571 (475 amino acids)
Biological process (GO): peptidyl-lysine monomethylation
Molecular function (GO): protein-lysine N-methyltransferase activity
Source: RefSeq, a predicted model, not a curated record
UCAAAGUAUGCAUUACGCGCUCCGGUUCUUAUCUCCAUUGUGGAUAUCCUGUAUUCACCUUGGCGAACGACAAAUAAUUUCUCAUUAAAACAUUUACCAAAAAGAAGACAAUUGCAAAUUUGCACCUGUCGCUACAUUGUGCGAUGCGGUUAGGGUUUAGAAUUGCAACUACACGGUUCGAUCCGCCACCACCACCGCCAUCUUUACUUCAUUCUUGCAUUCGUAGCAAACUACAUAGUUCAAUUUCAAGCUCAUUUUCAUCUGAACAAGUAUCAAAUUGCAAUGAGUUCUUGCCAUGGCUACAGAAAAAGUCUGGAAUGGAAAUUUCAUCCAUACUUUAUAUUGGAAAUUCCAUCUAUGGAAGGUCUUUGUUUGCAUCAAAGUUUGUUCAGUAUGGAGAUUGCAUAUUGAAAGUUCCUUUUGACGUUCAACUAACGCCAGAAAAUGUGCUUCCAGAAAUAAGGAUUUUGUUAGAUGACAAUGUUGGACAUAUUGCACGACUUGCUAUGGUGCUUCUAGUUGAGCAGAAACUGGGUCAGGAAUCUGAGUGGUAUCCUUACAUGAGUAAUCUUCCUCGAAAAGGGGAGUUGCAUUGCCCGGUAUUCUGGAGUAAGAAGGAACUAGAGAUGGUUCAACCAGGCUCAGUAUAUAAAGAAACUAUCGACCAACAUACUCAAAUUGAGAAGGAAUAUUUGGCUAUUAGACCAGUUCUUGAUCGCUUCCCCCAUUUUUUUGAAGAAGUAACAUUUGAAGAUUAUAUACAUGCCUGUGCUGUAGUUGGAUCUCGGGCAUGGAGUAGUUCAAAGGGCCUGUCACUGAUUCCGUUUGCAGAUUUUCUAAAUCACGAUGGAGAUUCAGAUGCAAUCUUACUUGGGGAUGAACACAAGCAAGUCUCAGAGGUCAUUGCUGGUCGAGAAUAUGCUCCCGGGGAACAGGUUCUGAUAAGAUAUGGGAAAUUUCCAAAUUCUACUCUCUUGAUGGACUUCGGUUUCACAAUUUCAUGCAACAGGUAUGACCAGGUUCAGAUUUGGGUCAAUGUACUUGAACAUGAUCCUUUACGUGUAAUAAAAUUGGAUGUCUUAGCUAAGCAUCAUAUGCCAACCAUCAUCGGUACCAAUGGAGUUGAUUCUUAUGGGAGCUAUUUUGUCAUCAAGGAAGUGAGAUCUUCUAGAAGGAACGGGAAGGGAAUCCCACAAUCGCUUCGUGCAUUUGGACGUGUUUUAUCUGCUGUCUCUCCUCAAGAGGUAAAAGACAUGGAAAUCGAAGCUGCAGCUAAUGAUGGCCGACUGGCUCGACGUCCUUUAAAAAACACAACUAGGGAGAUCGAAGCACAUGAGUUGUUGCAUUCACAAAUUUUACAUUUGAUUCAGGAAUAUGAUGCAUCACUAAAGAAUCUAGCCCCCGUAAACCUUCCCUCCAUUGACAGACAACUAGCUUAUAGGAGGCGAAUGGCUCAUGAUCUCCUCAGUGGCGAGCUCCGCGUCUUAAAUAGUGCAAAUGCAUGGCUUACUAAUUAUUGUGCUACAUUAUCCAGGGGGAAAACACAUACUUUAGAAUCUCAUGUUUCAUAAGAUAUAAGUUUAUCUGGUCGAGAGUAUAUAGCUCGAACACUAAAAGCAUAUGCAUCCAACUGUCAAAACUAUGGACUAUGCAUACAAGCUUCACGCUAUCUGAAUCUGCAACUGGUUAUACGUCCAGGUGUGAAGUACAUGUUACAAUUUACACUUCUCUGCUUCUGACUCAGCAGCGGAACCGGUUUUGGGAACUCCAUGUGUGCUAGUUUUGUGAGAAGUAGACAGCAAUCUGUACAUAAUGCGGAUGCGGAGUUGGUAUGGCUUUUUCUAAAAUGUGGGUUGGAUCUUAUGAAGACCAUGUAAUUUAUAUGUUAUUACAUUUCUGAAGCUAAUUGAACGUGUAAACAUAGAACAUCUAACAGUGUGGGCUGGUUGUGGCUGUAUGAAUAGAGGGAAAUAAAGAAGGCACAAUUGGGGAUACCUCCACAAAUUGGGGGAUACUCAAAAAAAAGAAAAAAAAACAUUAUGAAGUAAUUGAAGUACCCCUUAUCCAAGUGUAUUUGGGGAUACUUCAAAUAAUAUAUUUUGGUUAGAUGAAAAAGAAGAAGGAUUUUGGAAGAUUUGUGUGAAA